ACAACAGCGCAUUGAACUUCCCUGUCAGUGGAUGGUUUAAGACACGGGCUUUACUCAUCCCAGUCAGUAUCUGGGCGGCUGUGAGUGGCUUUGGGACGCGAAAGUCUUUUCCCAACUGGAAUAUACAACAACUGAAAGCAAACGCUAAAUAAAACAGAAAGAAUCAUGGAAGCCAAUGGAAAUGCUGGCAAAUUCGGUCUGGAUGGAGACCCAGACCUGCAGUUUUUGCUGAAUGGUGGAGACCUACUAAAGGUGAAGUCCAAGUCAUGGAGAAAGACCCGCUGCUUUCGGCUGAAUGAAGACUGCAAGACAGUGUGGCAACAGACCAACAAGAAGUUCAAGAGUGACUCCAGCUUCAGUCUCGAGGACGUUGAUUCGGUGAGGUAUGGCCGUCAGACUGAAGGGCUGCAGAAGUACACUGACUCCUCAGUGGACGACCGCUGCUUCUCCAUCAUCUUCAAAGGCCGACGGAAGAAUCUAGACUUGAUUGCCUCAUCUAAAGAGGAGGCCAAGAGAUGGGUCAGCGGUCUGGAGAAGAUCAUGACUGGCAUGCACAGCCUCAACCGACAGCAGAACAGUGAACACUGGUUCUAUAGCUGCAUGCGCAAGGCAGACAAGAAUGCAGACAACAAAAUGUCCUUGAAGGAGCUGAAGCAUUUCCUACGUCAGAUCAAUAUCGAGGUGGACGACAGUUACGCUGAGAUGCUUUUCAAGAAAUGUGACACAUCAAACUCAGGCACUCUGGAGGGAUCUGAGAUUAAAUACUUCUACGAUUUACUGACUUACCGGGAGGAAAUUGAUGUGAUCUAUGGGAAGUACGCUAAUACUAAUGGACAGAUGAGCUCCGGCGACCUGUUGAACUUUCUCCAAAAUGAGCAGAGGGAGUCUGUGUCUUUGGAGUAUGCAAAGAAGCUCAUUGAGAAAUAUGAGGUGGAUGAGACAGCCAAACAGAACAUGUACAUGAGCAAAGAUGGUUUCCUGAUUUACCUGAACCAUGAAGAAGGCUCCAUCUUUAACCCCGCCCACAAACCUAUAUACCAAGACAUGCAUCAGCCGCUCAAUCAUUACUUCAUUUCCUCUUCCCACAACACCUAUCUGAUGGAGGACCAGCUGAAGGGGCCUAGCAGCACAGAAGCUUAUAUCAAAGCUCUGAUGAAGAGCUGUCGCUGUGUGGAGCUAGAUUGCUGGGAUGGUGCAAACGGAGAGCCGGUUAUUUACCACGGCCAUACACUCACAUCCAAAGUGCUCUUCAAAGAUGUCAUCAAGGCCAUCAAAGAAUAUGCUUUCAAAACCUCACAGUAUCCUGUGAUCCUGUCUUUGGAGAACCAUUGCUCCACAGAGCAGCAGAAGAUCAUGGCCAAUUAUUUAACCUCCAUCCUGGGCAGUGCUUUGCUCACUCAACCCCUGGGACAUCAAAUGCCCAGCACUUUUCCAGGACCCGAGGAGCUGAAAGGACGUUUCCUGAUCAAGGGCAAGCGUUUGAACAAACUGGAUGCGGCAUUCAACAACAACGCCACAGAGGACGUGGACAGUGUGUCGGAGGAAGACGAGGCUGCUGAACUCAAAGAGGGUGAACAGAAACCAAAGGAAAAUAGUUCCAAAAAGAUCAAGCUGGCUAAGGAGCUGUCAGACCUGGUCAUCUACUGCAAGAGUGUCCAUUUCAGCAACUUCGAGGAUUCAAGAGAUAACCAGGCUUUCUAUGAAAUGGCCUCCUUCAAAGAAAGCAAAGCAAUGAACCUGGCAGAAAACUCAGCUACGGCAUUUAUUCAUCACAACAUGGAUAAGCUGAGCAGGAUCUACCCAGGCGGCUCCAGAACCGAUUCUUCCAACUACAAUCCGGUGCCACUGUGGAACGCCGGCUGCCAAAUAGUGGCUCUAAACUUCCAGACUCCUGGUAAGGAGAUGGAUCUGAAUCAGGCCCGCUUUCUACCUAAUGGCAAGUGUGGCUAUAUACUGAAGCCAGAGUUUCAGAGGGACCCUGCCUCACAGUUUGACCCCAGGAACCUCAGAGUAGGCCCCUGGCUGAAGAGAAAGAUCUUGCAUGUCAUGAUCAUAUCAGCCCAGCAGCUGCCCAAGAUCAAUAAAGACAAGGAGAAGUCCAUCGUGGACCCUCAGGUCAGGGUGGAGAUCUACGGUGUGCCCGACGACAACGCCAGCAAACAGACACACCACAUUGACAACAAUGGUUUCAAUCCUCAGUGGAACACAAAGUUCCAGUUUACUAUUCACGUGCCAGAACUGGCUUUGGUGCGGUUUGUGGUGGAGGACUAUGACGCUGCUUCCCAUAAUGACCUGAUUGGCCUGUACACUCUGCCCUUCACCAGCAUCCAGAAUGGAUAUCGCCAUGUGCCUCUGCUCACGAAGACAGGAAAUCUCAUUCCUUCAGCGGGACUGUUUGUACACAUCAUGGCUCUCGAUGGCUAAUAAACUCCAACAUUCCCCUCAGUCUCCACAGUGUCAGAGUUUGCAGAUCACUGAACAAGACAAUCAGCUAAACUGUCCUGUGCAAACACUUUUAGGAUAAGAUUGGGACCUUUCCUUCUUACCUUAUGAGUUCAGACAUGUACUUUAAAAAGCUUCAUGGAAUUAGUGCAUGCAGUUCAUUUUUGAAAAACAGGUGGGGUAAAAAAAAAAACUGUGACUUUAAAUUUUUUUUUUCAUAGCAUGCAAAUUGAAUACAUUUAAACAAAACCUGUUUAAAUAAUAAAUAUAUAUAUAAAAUAUAUUUUAUUUAAAUUUAAUUUAAAUGUUAAGAUUUGAACAUUUUUUGACUACCCGUUAGAGUAAUAUUUUCUACUGCUGUCAAAACGAUUAAUUGCGAUUAAUCGUAUCCAAAAUAAAAGUUAGUGUCUACAAGUGUCUCGGGUAAUGCAUUACAAGUAAUGCACAUAACAUAAUCGGAUGACUUUUUAUCAAGUUACUAGUAAAGCAACACAUUACUUUGAAAUUUACAGGAAAUUAUAUAUUUGCGAGAAUUUCUAUUUUUCAAAUAAGUAAUGCUUGUCACCAGUUACUUUGUUUCCCAAUGUAUUCACUGACACCUCUACCUAAGUUUAUUCAUUUCACUUUCGAUUUAAAAGGGUAUUUACAGUUGCCAGAAAUAUAACUAUGUUUUUUUUGUUUAAUAAACAAAUAAGCAAGCCGAGCACAGGUGACAAAAAGCAACGUAACGCAUUACUUUCCAUUAAGAGUCAUUAAGUAACACAAUUAGUUAUUUGAUUAGUAAUAUAUACAUGUACGUAUGUGUAUUUAUAUAUACAUAUGAAUAUAAACACACUAUACACACUAUACAUAUACACACUCAUAUUAUAUAAACACAAACUUUUAUUUUAGAUGCGAUUAAUUGCAAUUAAUCGAUCUGACAGCACUAGUACUUUUAGAAAACACAUUUUACCACGCUGAAGUUCAUCAUAAGAAUUCCAUUGUCAUUCCUAUCUAAUUCAGUUUAGAUUCGUAACCGGAGAAUGUUUUACCUAACAGUUUUCGAUUUUAAUGUUAAAAGAAGGUAUAUUUAAAAAUAUACUACACUGAUCCCUUUUUAUAUUAAAAGAGUAGUUGCAAUUAUAUCAAGAUUUAAUCUUAACAAUGUGUUGUGUGAGACGAGUUGAACUAGUGUAAUAUUGUUUGAUAUUUGUUAGUUACAGUGACUAACGUUGGCUUAUGCUCAGUUGUUCUUUAUAUGAACUCAGGAUACAGAUAUUGGACAAUGAACCGUUUACCCCAUAUUACCAAUACUGUACAUGCUAUCCACUGUUUUCUGAUAAACAUGUUCAGCUAUCAAUAAUAAUCACAUUAUAUAAGAAUCUGAACUGAAUGAGUGUGUUGAGUUAUCUUGUCAGAACAUUAAAAGUGUUGCACUACAAAUAUGUAUAAUGUAAAAGAAAGGAAAAGUUAUGCAUUUACAAACAGUAGCUGUGCUUUCUAUUUUUAAGGUGUUUUUUUUUGUAUUCAUUGCUGUUGGUAUAAGGUAUUUCUACUUUGAUCUGCUCCUGUUUUAGAAAUCUUUCUAUUUUUAUGUUGUUCUUAACUUAUCUAAUGUGCCUUAAAGGAAAACUGUUACGUUCUACUUCAGCAAUAUAAAGCCAUAAUAACAUCUGUUCCUGAUGUCCUGUUCUGACAUCCUCCUAAACAGGAAAGAACUAGCUUUACUGACUCUAAAAUGAUGUGGCAUUCAACUAGUGCAUUCAUUAAAACUGAAUUAAACAUCUCAGAAACA
This is a messenger RNA of Carassius gibelio (silver crucian carp), 4216 nucleotides long. It is a transcript of the gene plcd1a, whose product is annotated as phospholipase C, delta 1a. Bases 166 to 2424 code for a protein of 752 amino acids. The transcript is spliced from 15 exons. Lineage: Eukaryota; Metazoa; Chordata; Actinopteri; Cypriniformes; Cyprinidae. Gene Ontology annotation, biological process: lipid metabolic process; phosphatidylinositol-mediated signaling. Gene Ontology annotation, molecular function: phosphatidylinositol-4,5-bisphosphate phospholipase C activity; calcium ion binding. The record is from RefSeq and is a predicted model, not a curated record.